Molecule: messenger RNA, 2733 nt
Organism: Strongyloides ratti
Lineage: Eukaryota; Metazoa; Nematoda; Chromadorea; Rhabditida; Strongyloididae
Product: Histone H2B family and Histone core domain and Histone-fold domain-containing protein
Exons: 3
Coding region: 1-2733 (910 amino acids)
Cellular component (GO): nucleosome
Molecular function (GO): protein heterodimerization activity; DNA binding; structural constituent of chromatin
Source: RefSeq, a predicted model, not a curated record
AUGUUUGUUUCAAUUUAUCAAACGUGGAAAUCUUGUCUCAAUUUUUUAAAGAAAAUUUGUUAUGGUAAUAAUAAUAGGAAAAAAAUAAUUUUUAUCAAAAAAUAUUUGGAUACCGAUAUAGAAAGUGAUCAUUCUAUUGAAAAAGAUCCAUUUUUAAGAAAAAAAGUUGUUAAAAAAUGUAAAGCUAAAAAAAGAGUACAUAAAAGAAGAUAUUCUAAAGAAAUCAAAAAAAUUUUGAAAAGAAUUUAUCCUGAUUUUAAAAUUUCAUUUGAUGGUAUAGAUAUUAUGAACUGUCUUAUUAAUGAUGUUUUUGAUCAAAUUGUCUUAGAAUCAUCAAGAUUAUGUCAUAUUAGUAAUAGAAAAACAAUUAUGAUUCAUGAUAUUGAAUAUGCUGUAAAACUUAUCUUUCCAAAAAAAUUAUCUGAAAAAGCAAUUGAAAAUGCUACCAAAUCAAAGGAUUGUAUUUAUAAUGAUGGUAGAUUUUCAUGUAUAGGUGAAAAUACUUUUACAUCAAGUAUUUAUCAAAGACCUUCUGAUGAUCUCAUAUUACAUAAAUGUUGUACAUUUUGGCAUCAAACAAAAGAUAUGCAAAAAAAGCUGAAAUUUAAUUCAGAAAUAAUGAAUUGUUUUAAUUAUGAAGUUAAUUUCAAUAGUAAAACAAAAUAUCCAGAAUUAUAUACUGAUAAUUUUAAUGAAAACAACUUGGAUCCAUUAAAAAUAAAAAACUAUUUUACAACUUUUGACAAUUUAGAUGAAAAUAAAGAAAUAAUAUUUAUCAAAAAAAUUCAACCAAAAAAAUAUGGUUAUUAUUUAAUGUUAUGUAAAAAUGAAUGUAUUAAAAAGGAUAAUACAAUUAAAAAUCAAACUAUAUUAACUAAUUUUUUAUUGCCGUCAUCUGAUAACAUUAAUAAGAAAAAUGUUUUUUUUAAAAAUUUUAAUUUUUCAAGAAAUUUGGAUUUACGUAUAAAAUUAGAAAACGACAAAAAGAAAAAGUAUAAAUUUUUAAAAAUUAAUUCAAAAGAAUUAAAAUCAAAAGAAUGGGAAGAUAUUUCUCAAAGUAUAAAAAUGGCAACAUUCAAAAGGAUGCUUUAUAAUUUAGAAAAACAUUUUAAACAAAAUAAUACUACUAAAAAUAAUAAAAUGUUUGUUUUUAAAGUAAAUAGUACCAUCAUUAAUUUACCAGCUUUAUCUUUUGUGGAUAAAAAUAUUAAUAAUGAAUCUAAUAGUUUGUCUCUUUUAUUUGACAAUGAACGUAAAUUGAAAAAUAUGAAAAAAAGGAUUUCAAUUAAUGGUAAUGUGAAUAAAGUUAAUAAAGAAAAUAUAAAAUUAUCUAAAAUAAUUAUACCACUACAAACUACAACACCAUUUAAUGAUAAUUUCAUCUAUUUUAAAACGAGACAAAAUGGUUUAAAAAUAAAAAUAAUACCCGAAAAAUCUAAUGAAAUUACUCAAAUCACAACAUCUAGUACUCCUAUAACUCAAGUUUCAAAAUUAAAUAACGAUGAAACACUAACAGUUGAAAAUUUACCUCUAAAUCUUUUGAUGAAAAUUGUUCAAGAACAUAAUAUGAAAGAAAAUAAGAUAAAAAGCAUUACAAGUACAACAACACCAGAACCAAAUGAUAAGAAGUUAAAAGAUGAAGUACUAAAUCUUCAAAAACAAUUACUACUAAUAUUGUUAAAAGAUAAAGAGGAAAAUAAAUCAAAAGAAAAUAUUUUAUCUUUAAUUUCAAAAGAAACUUUGGUAAAAUUAUUAUCAAAUAAUAAUGAACAAAAACAUACAACAACAACAACAACAACCGAGCCAACAACAAAAGAACGUGUAAUUCUUGAAUUACCAAAGGAAGUUCUUCAACUUUUAAUAAAUGCAAAUAAAAUUUCUAAACAAGAAAACACAAAAAAAGAAAAUGAUUCAAAUGAAAAAGAAAAAGAAAAUAAUGAUGAAAAAAUUUCUCUCAGUGCUGUUACACUUUUAAAGCUUCUUACAACCAAUUUAAAAAAUCAAAGCAAUGAAAAAAAUAAAAGUAAUGAAGAAGAUAAAAUUGUAAGUAAGAAUAUACUUAUUACAACAUCAAUUAGUCCUAAAAAAGUUUAUAAAUCAGCAGCCAUAAUAAGAUCAGAUGGAAGCGAAUCUGAUGAGGAUAUUGUUGAAGAAUAUGGCGAAGAAACUGAAAAAACUACUAGGACAACUUUUCUAAGAAAAUCUAAAUCAAAAAGAACUACAAAGAGAGCUUUAUCACUAGAGUAUGAGGAAGCUAGUGAUGAAAAAGUUGAACAGAGAAAAAUAAAAACAAGCACAAGAUCAAAAUUUCGAAAAAUAUUCACUCAAACAACAAAAAAAAAAGUGGUUGAUAAAGAUGACAGUAGCGACUAUGAGGAUAAUAGUGAAAGAACAAAAAACACCAAAUCAACAAAAAAAUUAAGCAAAGCAGCUUCUGCUGCAGCUGUAACAAUAAUAACAUCCUCUGAAUCUAAUGAACUAAUAACUUCUACCACAAGAAAUUUACGAAAACUAAAACAACGAAAUAGGCAUUCAACUAUUUCACAUCAUAAAAGAAAUAGAAAGCGAAUGAAUCGUCAUAAAGGAUUAUUUGAAAGUUUUAACAGUAGCCAAUUUCUUAUUAACUUAAUACCAAGAAUUAAAGAAACAUUUGGUAUUGAGCCACAAGUUCAUCCUACUGAAAAAAAGGCAAAUAUAAUUCCCUAUCGUUAUAAUACAACAUUAGAUAAUUAG